AUGAACGAAACUGUGAUUUGGAAAUCUGGGGCUUUAUUGGCAGCUACUGGUAUUGGCUUUGGAGCAUUUGGAGCACAUGGAUUACGUGCAAGAGCGGGUAUUCAGCCAAGGCAGAUUGAGAGUUGGAUGACAGGGUCACACUAUGCCGUCUUCAACGGUUUAGCGCUGAUGGCAACGAGUCUGCAUCCUCGUGCGUCAAAGUCUAAAUUUGCUGCACCUGCUAUACUUACUGGAUCAAUUUUGUUCUCUGGAUCAAUAUAUGCACUGGUGCUGAACAGAGAUAAAUUUAAGUUUUUAGGACCGGUAACACCUUUAGGUGGUCUGAGUAUGAUAUUGGGGUGA
This is a messenger RNA of Wallemia ichthyophaga EXF-994, 342 nucleotides long. Its product is annotated as UPF0382 membrane protein C.12c. The record is from RefSeq and is a predicted model, not a curated record. NCBI's taxonomy places the organism in Eukaryota, Fungi, Basidiomycota, Wallemiomycetes, Wallemiales, Wallemiaceae. Bases 1 to 342 code for a protein of 113 amino acids. The transcript is spliced from 3 exons.